This is a messenger RNA of Drosophila teissieri, 3867 nucleotides long. It is a transcript of the gene Top3alpha, whose product is annotated as DNA topoisomerase 3-alpha. Gene Ontology annotation, biological process: DNA topological change. Bases 67 to 3771 code for a protein of 1234 amino acids. The transcript has 4 exons. The record is from RefSeq and is a predicted model, not a curated record. NCBI's taxonomy places the organism in Eukaryota, Metazoa, Arthropoda, Insecta, Diptera, Drosophilidae. Gene Ontology annotation, molecular function: DNA topoisomerase type I (single strand cut, ATP-independent) activity; zinc ion binding; DNA binding. Gene Ontology annotation, cellular component: chromosome; nucleus.
CGAUGUUUCUGCUCUUCAUAUGGCGCGAUCAAACGUUUGGUUUUACUUUACUGCGAAUUUAUUUGAAUGAAAGCUGUAUUAACAUGUUUUCGCCCUGUCUUCGCUUCACACAGAAGAUACUGCGCUAGUCCCGGCCAGGCCAUGAAGUACCUGAACGUGGCGGAGAAGAACGACGCCGCCAAAACGAUUGCUGGCUUGCUGUCCAAUGGCGCCGCGCGAAGGCGCGAAGGCUACUCGGUGUACAACAAGGUGUUCGACUUCGAGGCACCUGUUCGCGGUCAGAAUGCCAAAAUGGUUAUGACUUCCGUAUCCGGCCACCUGAUGCAGCUGGCAUUCCAGGUGUCGUACAAAAAUUGGAAAACGGUGGAUCCGCGCUCUUUAUUCGACGCGCCUGUGAAGAAGGGCGUGAGCUCAGAUUAUGAACCCAUCAAAAGGACCUUGGAGCGCGAGGUCCGCGGCUGCCAGGGAUUAAUUGUCUGGACGGAUUGCGAUCGCGAGGGCGAGAACAUUGGUUACGAGAUAAUUGACGUGUGUCGCGCUAUCAAACCGAAUAUUUCGGUUUAUCGUGCCACUUUCUCGGAGAUUACCUCUGUGGCGGUGCGUCGGGCUUUGCAGCAACUGGGUCAGCCGGACAAAAGGCAGAGCGAUGCAGUGGACGUGCGCACGGAACUGGAUUUACGAACUGGUGCCGCCAUCACCCGAUUUCAGACAAUGCGCCUACAACGUCUGUUCCCGGAAAAGAUAGCGGAUAAGCUCAUCUCUUAUGGAAGUUGCCAAAUUCCCACUCUGGGAUUCGUCGCCGAGCGGUACAAGGAGAUUGAGGCCUUUGUAUCCGAGCCAUUUUGGAAGAUUAAGGUUCUGCACACACUUGAUGAUUUAACGGUGGAGUUUAAUUGGGCCCGAAACCGACUAUUCGAUAAGGAAGCUUGUGAAAACUAUCUGCUCCUCUGCCUGGCCGAGCCAGAACCUAGGGCACUCGUGGAGAGCGUUACCGUUAAGCCCAAACACAAAUGGCGACCCACUCCGCUGGAUACAGUGGAAAUGGAAAAGCUUGGCUCAAGAAAACUCAAGCUAUCUGCCAAGGAGACGAUGACUGUAGCCGAAAAACUAUAUAGCAAGGGUUUCAUCAGCUAUCCCCGUACGGAAACCAACCAGUUCUCCAAGGAGUUCGCUCUAGCGCCACUAGUUGAAAUGCAAACGGGUCAUCGUGACUGGGGAGCAUUUGCCAAACGGGUGAUUGAGUGGGGACCAAAUCCUCGGAACGGUAAUAAGUCAGAUCAGGCCCAUCCUCCCAUUCAUCCCACAAAGUUGGCAGAAAACCUGCAGGGAAACGAGGCGCGAGUGUACGAACUGGUCGUCCGUCACUUCCUCGCCUGCGUCAGUAAAGACGCCGUCGGCUCUGAAACCCUUGUCCAUAUCGAUAUUGCCGGUGAGAAGUUCACGGCCAAUGGUCUGGUUAUUCACGAGCGAAACUACCUGGAUGUUUAUGUUUAUGACAAGUGGAGUGCAAAGCAGAUCCAUCACUAUGAAAACGGGCAGCGUUUUGAGCCAACGGAAGUGUCACUCCACGAAGGUGCCACCACUGCCCCGCCCCUGCUGACUGAAGCGGAUCUGAUUGCACUUAUGGAAAAGCAUGGGAUUGGUACAGAUGCCACGCAUGCUGAGCACAUUAAUACGAUCAAGGAACGCGGCUACAUUGGGGUGCUGGACAAGGGCUUUUUGGUACCUGGAGUUAUAGGAAUGGGACUAUAUGAGGGAUACGAUGCCAUGGAACUGACUCUUGCAAAGCCAAGACUUCGUGCUGAGUUUGAAUCAGACCUGAAACUAAUUUGUCAGGGGCAGAAAGAUCCCAAGAUGGUCCUGACAGAACAGAUCGCCAAGUAUAAGCAGUCCUACCAGCAGAUUACCGAAAAGAUUACCGCCAUGGACGCGAAGAUAUCGGCUCGCAUCAAUGAGACACCAACGGCGAAUUCUUCGGGUCAGGUAGGAGAAGAUGGAGGUGGUCCAAGUCAAGGCACUAUGCAAUCGAUCUUCCAGUGCCCAAAGUGCAAUGAGGCUCCUCUGGCGCUCAAGUCAAAGAAGAACCAGCAGGGCUGGUAUAUUGGCUGCAAUAACUUUCCCGACUGCAAAAACGUAGUCUGGCUUCCGACAGAGUGCAAGGACGUUUCCGUGCUGAGCGAGUGCUGUCCCACCUGUGGCGAUGGAUACAGAAUGCUCAAGUUCCGUCUGAGCACGCCAUACUAUUGCGGGGUUUUCAAUACGCCCCACGGUUGGUACAAGACCUGCUUGCCCUGCGAUAAUCUAUUUCGCACCACGUUCAACAUUAAUUUGGAUUCGGUUAAGAAAGUGGGUGGCAUUGUAGGUGAGGUGGGAGGUGGAGGAUGGGAUCCAGGACCAGGACCUGGAGGCGGGGGCUCUGGCGGAGGAGGCGGCUCUGGAGGAUGGGGCAGCGGACCUGGUGGUGCUAGUUUGGGCAGGGGAGGCCAUACCUUGGUAUCUGAAACUAGUCGCGGGAACCCUCCAACAGAAAGAGGAAAGAAACCUAACAGCGAAUCUAAAAAACCAGAUACUAAAAAACCUCCAAUUGAGCCAAAGCCGAAAAAGACGAAAGAGCCAAAAACAACUGCCAAGAAAAAUGCAAGCAGCAAAUCGUCUGGCAACAUACGCAGCUACUUCACAACUGCAGCGACUACGAAUUCCACUAAUGGACUAGAUGAAUUUUUCGAUAGUAACGAUGGCUUUGAGGACGCCAUGUUGGCUGCUGCUGAAUUCGUGGAAUCGAGUACAAGCCAACCCAAAACCACCAGUAUGGUCCCUCUGGAUGACGACAUUGCUGCCGCGUUUGCUGCGGAAGAUGAUGCUGAAUUUGAGGCGUUGGUCAACGGCGCAACCAUGCAGGCUAACUCUAAUCUGGACCUGGACAAAAGCCUUUCGGAAUGGGUACAAGAGCAAAACAAAGCGGAGGAGAUGCCCAUGCUUUGGGGAACUCGGGACCGAGCGUCGUUCAGUAAUGCUGCUCCCACUCCUCCUCCGAAACCGGCAGCUAAACGACCGAGAUGGGACAGUGCAGAAUGGGAUACCACACCACCCUCUUCGGCUCCUGAGCCAGGAACAGUGCUGUGUACCGGAUGUCAGCAGCCAGCUCGCCAGAACACUGUUCGUAAGAAUGGGCCCAACCUAGGCCGGCAGUUCUACAAGUGUCCCAAAGCGGAUGAAUGUAACUUCUUUCAGUGGGCUGAUGAGCCAUCGUCGUCCGCCAAAAGCAAGAAUUCCUCUGGCAGUGCCCAACCAAGUACCACCACCUGGGGUUCCAAUCGAGUGGUUACACUGCCUAGCAUUCAGCAUAGCAACUCACAGCGUGGCCAAUCAUCUACACGAUCAAACUCGAGUAGUACUGUCACUAUUACUCAAACGAAAAAUAAACAGCAGGAGAGGAAUACCCCGACUGCAGUCGACGGAGAGGAGGUUAAAUGCAACUGUGGGCAGUUGGCUAGCAAGCUGACGGUCCGAAAAGACGGACCAAACCAGGGUAGACCCUUUUAUGCCUGUCCUACGCGGGAAAAGUCAUGCGGUUUCUUUAAAUGGGGAGAUGAGGACCAAAACCACAGUGUUAGCAGCGCGUCUUGGGGGUCGGCUAUACGGAAUCCCCCUGGACGCAGUCAUCCCACAGCUUCUACGUCUGACGGUCAUAAGACGCGAAAAUGUGGUCUUUGUCGCAAGGAGGGACACGUCAGAACCAAGUGUCCACGCAAGAAUGAUUUUGAUAUGUAGUAGAAGAACACGGAAAUUAUCACAGAAACGAUAAGGGAAGAUGUAUUCGUAUGUACAUUGUAUAAAGUGAAAAUAAAAAAAAUUGUUGCUUUUGAA